Molecule: messenger RNA, 1606 nt
Organism: Branchiostoma floridae (Florida lancelet)
Lineage: Eukaryota; Metazoa; Chordata; Leptocardii; Amphioxiformes; Branchiostomatidae
Product: BTB/POZ domain-containing protein KCTD14-like
Exons: 3
Coding region: 37-825 (262 amino acids)
Biological process (GO): protein homooligomerization
Molecular function (GO): protein binding
Source: RefSeq, a predicted model, not a curated record
UUGAAGUAAAUCUGUCGGAUUAGUGUGUUACACAAGAUGGAUUCCACCGUUGAACAGUCUGGUUUUCUGGUGACGUUAAACGUGGGUGGCUGUUACUUCACGACGUCGCUGCCCGUCCUGUGCAAGUAUGAGGGUUCCAGACUGGCCGCCAUCUUUAAUGGCUUCCACGUUGCGCCGAAGGACGAAGAAGGUCGCUUCUUCAUCGACCGAGACGGCACCAACUUCGGUCACGUCUUAAACUUCCUCCGCGACAGUCAGCUGCCUCCUAUGGACAAGGUUAAAGUCGUCUACAGGGAGGCACUGUACUACAAGAUUGAACCCCUUGCCGAGGUGCUUCGCAGGCACAGGUCCGUUUUUGAGGAGGAAGAAGAAGUUUCCUUCGCAGAGCAGUGCCCAGAAGCCUUGGAAAAGGUGAUUGAAGUGACCAGCAUAUUCCGUAAGAGGUUUGCAGGUACCUUGAACAACUCGCUCGAAGUCGCUCUGCAGUUUCCCCAGGCGCAGGCCUGGAAAUCGCUGAGGAAGAGAGACAACCCCGCGGGUGACGUCAGCAUCUACCACCCUCCCCAGGAGCUGAACGGAGGGCCAGCUCGACAGGACCACCGCUGCUCCUCUCCUGACGUGCUGCUGGGGGAGAUGUCGGAGUCUGACAAGAUAAAACACCUCAACUUCUUCACGCGUUACUUGGACAGGCUUGGAUACAAUGUCACAGUGAGUGAGAGGGACUGUGGUGACCCAGUGUGGUGUCAGUCCGUGGAAUGGUCAAACGGCCCAGCAACUACGACGAUUCACUGUGCAAAAAAGCUCCACAUCCUUACUUUCCAAUAAGAGACUGUAGAAGAAAAGAAGUAAUUUCAUAAUCAAUUCAUCCUAUUCUAGUUUAAAUCUGCUCCUCUUUGCUUCCCUGUUGUAUGUACAUAAUCGCCAGGGAAGCGAAAAUCGGAACGAACGGAACUGGAAUAGGAUGGGUACCAGACUAGACGAAACGAUUCUGGUGCUUAACUGGAUGUGUAACCAUAUGUUUGUUAACUUAGAAAGUAAUGUUCAAAGGAAUGAGACACGUAUGUCGUGAUCUCACUGAUCAGAGUAGAAUCUAGUCAGCCUUUACCAGGCUCCGCGGAUCGCUGGGUAAAUAGCAGAAAUAGGACUCAUGAUAGAGGGAAUAGUGUGCUAGGUGAGUCGGCCGGCCAGAGAAGUCAGUACACGACCCGUGGGCUAGAAUCUAGUGCAAGCAUACUUAAAAUGUGAUUGAAUGGAACUGUUGUUUCAAAGUAAGUGGGACAACUUAUUUGAUCGAUGGUGUGUCAACAUGAACGUCUAGAAUUCAGGGCAAAUUCUUGCAUCAGCAUAGAUAACUACUAUAAUCACAGUGUGGAUAUAAUGAUGUCAAUAGGUGUUACAUAUGGUCAAAAAUUGCGUAGGCUGCAGAACUAACAGCGAGAAAUCCAGAAUUUUGAAUAAAACAACACAUUUUACAAUAUUCUAUGUUUCACGGAUCUUUGUAUCGCGUUCUAACGGCAUUCAUCUCAUCAAUCAACUAGACACGUUCCCAAUCCUACAACAGUUCAAAAUCGGAUAUCUUACUGGACUGCGUCGCUGCGUCCUAAAU